CCCUCCGAAAGAAAUAAACGAAACUUAUGAAGGUUUAAUGAGCUGAAGAGAGACAGAUCCAGGGUGUAGAGCGCCGGUGCAGCGGAUACGUGGAGCAGCUGGCUGAUCUGUAAACCAUUUCUAUCAGUUGAUCCCAACUUGCUGCGUCAUUACCAUGGAUAGACUAAGUGGAAACCCUGUCGGUGAUUUAGGCACCUAUGCGCAGAGACAUAGACUGCCGUUAGAGUUUAAGGAUCUUGGAAGUGACGGCCCGGACCACAUGAAAGUAUAUACCCAGGGAGUUGUUCUUGCUGGUAAGACCUACCCUUGUGGUAAAGGGAACUCAAAGAAGGACGCCAGGCGAGCUGCAGCCCAAAAUGCUCUGGAAUGUUUGCUUAAGGACCAGCAUCAGGACACAGCUGGAGACUCCCCCCGUCAACAGGGCCAGGUGUUAGCUGAAAGUGUAGCCGACAUCUGUGACAAGACAUCAAGCCUGAAUAUAAGUAAAGAAGAGACAAACUACAUUGGAAUCAUCAACCACUACUGUCAGAAGACAAACUGCUCUCCCACAUACAUAGAAGUAGAAAGAAGGGGACCUCCUCAUAACCCUCGAUUUUUCUACAAAUUAAAGAUCGACACAAAGGACUACCCUGUUGCUGAGGGUAAGACAGCCAAAGAAGCCAAACAGAAUGCAGCUAAGGAGGCUUGGUCUGCACUCCAGGAGCAGUCGGAUUUCAACAGCAAGGUUUCUGUCACAUCAACGUCUGAGGAUGAAACAUCAUUUUCACAAUCAGCCACUGAGGAAUCAACUGAUUCCUCACUGCAGAGCAUGCAGAUGACUUCAAGUCAAUCCAUAAUAUUCACUGAUUCCUCAAACCCCUUCAGUGCCCAGAAUGAUGAGGAAAACCAUAUAAUUGGAAAUGCAAGUACCCCAUCAGUUGAGUCAAGAUUCACUUCAGACUUUGAAUUCAUUUCGGUUCUUGGUAAAGGAGGUUAUGGUGCCGUUUUCAAAGUAAAGGAGAAACUGUUGGACAUGGAUUAUGCCGUAAAGAUUGUCUCUGCUUCAGACUCAGAAAAAGCUUUGCGUGAAGUGAAGACGUUAUCGGACCUCCAACAUGAAAACAUUGUUAGAUACUACCACUGCUGGAUUGAGGAUUCUAAGGUGCAACAGGAAUUCCUCAAAAAGAAACUAAAACGUAUCCAAUGUAAACAGUACCUCUUCAUUAAGAUGGAAUUAUGUAACUCAACUCUUAAACAAUGGAUUAAAGUGAUGAAUGAGAAUGAAGUACAGUACUCCCAGAGAGGAGCAGACAGUCUUCCUAUUGCAAAGCAAAUUGUCACUGGAGUGGCAUACAUUCACAACAACAACCUCAUUCACAGAGACCUGAAGCCUGACAACAUAAUGUUUGGAAAAGAUGGCAAGGUGAAGAUUGGAGACUUCGGUCUCAUCACUAUUGACCAAAGUGAGGAACUGAUGGAACGAACGAAAGACAUUGGAACAGAAACCUACAUGGCUCCUGAACAGAAUACUAGCAGAUAUGAUCGUAAGGUGGACAUGUUUGCUUUGGGACUGAUCUUCUUUGAGCUGCUUUGGAAAAUGUCACUUGGCCAUGAAAGAUCAGUGCUUCUGAGAAAUGCAAAAAAAAAGUCGCUACCCGAAGACUUUUCUCAGACUUUUCCUUUUGAGUGCAAAAUAAUCAAAUCUUUGCUCUGCGAGGACCCAAAUGAGCGACUUGAAGCAAGCCAGGUGACGGAUAAAUUGGAAGAAUUAGGCCAACCACAUCCGUACCUGGAGAAUCACAGUGUCUAAAUAUCUGGAAUUUAGUUAGGCAGAUGGAAGAGAUGCUCUAUUUUUCCAUGAUCUGCAAGCAAAGUCAACAUGCAACAGUCAAGUUGUAUGAUGCAUGUCAACACUUUUCUGUCAUUUUUCUUCUUAAGCAAUGCAAAGGGGGAAAAACUUCAGACCAGAAAAUGGAAAAUUUUCUUCUAUUAGGAUUUUCAAAUGUGUCUAACAUUACAAUUUGAAUCAUGCCUGAUCUAAAUAACCAUGCUAUGGGUGAUGUUGAUUUAAUAACUGCUUUUUAUUUUUAACUGCAAAUGGUUCAGCUUUGUUAACUGUGUUCCUCAAAUCAAUUGUUUAUCUCUUGGUGGUACUGUGAUCACACAGAAGGGAUAAGAAUCAAGACUUCUUGGGUGUUGGAUGCCAGAAAGCAAGCUGUGGAUUUGAUAAAUCUUUAGACCUCUGAAAAGCACAUUGUGUCUUAAGUGAAUUUGUCAACAUUAUACAACUUAAUGUCAUGUAAAAUAAUACAACCAGCUGCUCUUUUUUUUAAUGUACGGAAAAACCAUUCCAUCAAAAUGUGUAUAUUGAAUCUUGUAUAUUGAGCCGGAAAAGGGUAGGGUGCCUUCUCCGGGUCAGGAGGGAAGUCCU
Messenger RNA from Cyprinodon variegatus (sheepshead minnow), 2410 nucleotides. Its product is annotated as interferon-induced, double-stranded RNA-activated protein kinase-like. Gene Ontology annotation, biological process: protein phosphorylation. The record is from RefSeq and is a predicted model, not a curated record. Gene Ontology annotation, molecular function: protein kinase activity; ATP binding; double-stranded RNA binding. Bases 155 to 1789 code for a protein of 544 amino acids. The transcript has 15 exons. NCBI's taxonomy places the organism in Eukaryota, Metazoa, Chordata, Actinopteri, Cyprinodontiformes, Cyprinodontidae.